GCGCGCGCGUGCAGCGGCGGAGCGGGUUCUGCGGCGCGGGGAGCUGCGAGCGCCCCCUUCCCGGAGGUCUCGGCGCGGACUCCCGGGCCUGCACAAGACAGGUUGAACUUCUCCAGGGGAAGACCUCCCUCUCAAUUCACUUUUGUGGUUCUAUGAUUAUCUGCCUAUUGUUGGUGACUGAAAAGUUUAAGGGCCAACCCUGAGGUGAAGCUGUUCCUGGCAUGCUUUAGGAUUCUUUCUUCUGGAUUUUAAAGUUUUUUUUAAUAAAUAAAUACAUAAAUAAAUAACAUCGGACGGAUAAAAGAUGUGCCAUGGCAGGAUAGCACCAAAGAGCAGCUCAGCGUUUGUUGUGACCUCCGUGGGGCAUGGAGUGUUCCUUCAGCUGGUGAUCCUUAGCACUCUGUUUGGAGAUGGAUUAACCUCUGUGUGCCCUCUGCCCCCAGAGCCAGAGAAUGGCGGCUACAUUUGCCACCCCCGGCCCUGCAAAGACCCCCUGACGGCAGGCAGUGUCAUCGAGUACCUGUGUGCAGAAGGCUACAUGCUGAAGGGCGACUACAAAUACCUGACCUGCAAGGAUGGCGAGUGGAGGCCGGCCAUGGAGGUCAGCUGCCAUCUCAAUGAAGACAAAGAAACGCACACGUCACUCGGGGUCCCUGCGCUGUCCAUAGUGGCUUCCACUGCCAGCUCUGUAGCACUCAUUCUUCUCCUCGUGGUGCUGUUUGUACUGCUGCAGCCAAAGCUGAAGUCUUUCCAUCAUAGCAGGCGUGACCAGGGGGUUUCUGGGGACCAGGUCUCCAUCAUGGUGGAUGGGGUCCAGGUUGCACUACCUUCAUACGAGGAAGCUGUGUAUGGCAGUUCUGGCCACUGCAUGCCACCGGCUGACCCCAGAGUACAGAUUGUUUUGUCGGAAGGGUCUGCGCCUCCUGGGAGGAACAUGCCAAGGGAGCCACAGAUGCAGGGCCAGGGGGCCUGCUCCUCUGCAGGUGGAGAGGAGGAGGCCCCGGGCCAUUCUGGGCUGUGUGAAGCCUGGGGUUCCCAGGGCUCAGAGACUGUGAUGGUGCACCAGGCAACCACCUCUUCCUGGGUGGCCGGCUCCGGGAGCAGCCAGCUGACACACAAAGACACCGCAGACUCGGAGAGCAGUGACAUACAAAGCCUUUUAUCCCUCACCUCAGAGGAGUACCCAGAUGAUAUCCCCCUGUUGAAAGAAGCAUGAGGACUGCCCGUCCUCUCUCCUCUCUGCCCGUCCGUCCUCUCUCCUCCUGUGGGUUUGAGUACCGUGUCCUCUCCAGCUGCCCCACCUGAAUGCCUGAGCUGCCACCUGUGUAUCUGUGUGUACCUGAGGGCCUGCAGGCCACCCCGCUGGAUACGCAAGGAAGAGUCUCACCAUCUGCCCGCUGAACAGCUGGAGGACCUGGCUCUUUGCCUGGCCCAGCCUUCCCAUCUGUCAGGGACAUGUCUGAAUGUGCUGGGUUGAACCCUCCCUUCCCCUGAGCCACCGGGUCCCUUGCAGCCAGCUCUCUGGUGACAGCCCCGCAGUCACGAGGGCCUGAGCACUGCUGUGUUUACUUGUGCCUUCCCCCACCCUGUCCAGGUUCCCUGUGUGCAGGUGGGUUGCUGUCCACAGGCCUUAGUGGCUGUUGCUACCUGUACACAGGGGCUGGUCCUGGGGCUGCAGAAACAGAUUGAGCACUUAGGCCCUCAAAGCAGGAGAGACUCUUAUUGGGGCCAGAGUGUGGGUCCCUGAACUUGCCCUGUGUGUUGACACUGAUGGCAUCUUCCUUGACUGAGGAUAGAAGGUUUGGGAAGUCGUGCCAGACCUGCCCAGCACUCAGCUCUUCAGCUCGGGUGCAGGUUCCUGACUCUUCGGAGUUUCCAAGAAGCACCCAGAAGACCUAUGGGAAGGAAGAAGGUUGUCAGAUAAUGAUUGUCUUCCUAAUAUGCAAGUUCUCACUUCCUGCUUCCAGCAUUGGCUGCCUUGGCCUUGGUUUCUGUUCCUGGAUAAGGGGAAGUUGCAUGCUGUCUCCUGGACUUCGUCCUAGGUAGCUCUGGCUUCCUUGCAGCCCACAGAACCCCAAGAUUUGCUGAGAUGCCAACAAAAGCUCAUCUGGGUUUUGGCAGUCUGGGCAAGUUGCCCAUUUCUAGGUUUGUGGUGAUGGAGGAGAGGUUGAGAGGUACAGACCAAGUCCCCCGUGGCUGCAGGCAGCUCCGGCCAGGUCCCGAGGAUCCUCCUCACCACAGUCACGUGCCUUAGUAACUCUGCCCAGGAAGUGGCCUGCUGAGCCGCUUCUCCUGCUCUGCUCUCUUCUCCACGCUCUUCCACAUAGCAUUGCUGACAAGCCACUCUCUAUCUGUCCUGCAGGCCUGAGAAAGGAUUCCCAGCACCCCUGGCUUUACCAGCUAAUGUGGGUCGGCGGGUACCCAGAAGCCUGAGAAGUAGGCCUCGGGAGUGGGAAGGUGCUGGCAUUGAAGGGGUGGGUGCUCCAGUCAUUGUGCUGGGCCUCCCAUGGCACUGAAUACCUGGGUAGCUAAGCCCCACCAGGUUUCUGCCAUCUUCAGAAGACAUAUGUGGCAUUAGAUUCUCGCUCGCUCACUCGCUCCCUCCCUCCCUCCCCCCUUCCCCCUCCCUCUCCCUCCCUCUCUCCUUCCCUCUUCCUCCCUCUCCCUCUUCCUCCCUCUCCCUCUCUCUCCCUCCCUCUCUCUUUUUCUCAAGCCUCAAGGCUGGGAAACAUCAGAGCCAAUCCUGGACUGCACCUGUGAUGUUUCUCCCUGAGCCUCUCUGGGGUGGUAAAGAUAAUAAAAAGCCCAGUGUAUUUAUAGUCCUGACCUAACGGGUUAGUUCCAGGCGUCAGUGGCCUCAGAUGGGGAAUGCCGUCCCCUAGCCCACCACUGCCCACUGCCUCCACUUACAAUGCACUUUAGUCCCUGGCAUGCCUGCCUUCCUGCCACCCUCAUCUCCUUUCCUCUCAGGGUAAGGGCAGUGCCUGCUGUCCCUGCUGGCCACUCUCACACCCCCACCCAGAGGGCCAGUCUGUUGUGCCCAGCGUCCAGUGUGGUUGGCUAGGACUGGACUGGAGAAGGUGCUAGAACUAGAAGACUGAAGCCCAGAGGAGACAGUGCUCACCUCUUAGCAGCUGCUGUCAACAGCCACUGUGGCUCUCCGUCACCCUCAGUGGGGCCCACCCUCCUCCAGAGAAACGUGGGGCAGAGGGGUGGGAGUCCUCCGAAUGGACCUUCCUCUUCUGCUUGCUGCUUUUCUAAAAAUCUGAAUUCUGCUCUAGGAGUUUUUAAAAGAAAAAUGGAAGAUCCUUCCCUUUUCUGUAUCUUUACUCUGGGUUUUUGCCUCUUAACAGAUUGCACUUUUUGUUUUGGAUUUAUUUAGAUACAUGGUAACUGGCUUGGCCCUUGGGUAAAAGAACCUCCCGGUGCCUCCUUCCCUCUCCCCAUCCAUUAACCUGCUCUCUGGGGAUCACAAGCCAGGCUCAUCUAACUGGAGGAUGAGGCCAUGUUCCCAUCCUCUAGUCACUGGUUUCGAGAAAGUCUGCUCUUGGAGUUUCCCAUCUACUGCUGCUGGCAUCUGCGACUUCUUCCUCUGUUGUUCUCUUUCUUCUAAAGCAAUUUCUUAACCGUCAGCCAUGUGCUGGUGGUUUUGGGGGCAUCUGGACUUUGUCCCUGACAGAGGGACUGGGGGACUUAAUUGCCUUGAGGUGGAGCCUGGCUAGAAACAGGGUCAGUGGCAGGUGCCAGGCUGUUGGGCAGGAAGGAACUUGGAGCAAGUGGGAAGAAGCCAGGCAGCCUGCUUUGCUGGGCUCACCUCCAGGGACAUCCUGCAGACUUGUCCAAAAGGCAGUCGGCACCAAAGGACUUCUACACAGAGGUGUUUUUUGUUUUUGUUUUUUUACUUUGUUUUUUGGUUUGGGAGAUGUUUUUGCUUUUUCAUACUUGUGCCGACUCAAUGCAGGUUUUAUAUCCUGGUGACUUGCUGUCACAGUCUUAUCAAUUUCCAAGGGCCAGAAUGGUGAAAUAAAUAAAUAAAUA
This is a messenger RNA of Peromyscus leucopus (white-footed mouse), 4038 nucleotides long. It is a transcript of the gene Susd6, whose product is annotated as sushi domain containing 6. NCBI's taxonomy places the organism in Eukaryota, Metazoa, Chordata, Mammalia, Rodentia, Cricetidae. The transcript is spliced from 7 exons. The record is from RefSeq and is a predicted model, not a curated record. Bases 305 to 1216 code for a protein of 303 amino acids.